AUGUCCGCCUCUCCCUCUCCUACCUCCUCCUUCUCGGAGCGUGCGGAGUCGUUCGUCGACGCCGUGCUGGCCGCGGCCGACGACGACUCCGCCGCUACCGCCGCUCCUGCCCGCGCCGCUGCCACCGCUCCCACCGCCGCCGCCGCCGCCUCUACUGCGCUGUUCGCUCUUACGUCGCCCCUUAGGGUAACGACGCCGUCCCCGCCGCCACCCGUGACGCCCGGCCCCUCGGCCCCCGCCUCCGUCUCCGCCACCCCCGCGCGGGGGGCUGCUAAGAAGCGCCUUACCGCCGCCGCCGCCGCCUACCGCAACCUCCGCGCCCUCGAGCGAUGGGGCCUUAUGCCUAAGGAUACUGCCUCCGUCGCCCUGUCGGCGGUCCCCUUAGCCGUGCCCGCCUCCGCCACCGCCGCUGCCCCUGCCGCCGCCGCUGGCCGCCGCCCCUCUGCCCCCGGAGCCGCCGCCGCCGCCGACUGGCUUGCGGGCUUAGAGGGCCGCCUUAGCGCCCUAGAGACCGCCGCCGCCGCUAAUAAGAAGGAGGAGGCCGACGAGGACGACGAUAACGAAGAUAAUAAUAAUAAUAACGAUAAGGAAUAG
Hirsutella rhossiliensis is the source of this 594-nucleotide messenger RNA. RefSeq lists its product as uncharacterized. The coding region runs from base 1 to 594 and encodes 197 amino acids. The transcript is spliced from 3 exons. Lineage: Eukaryota; Fungi; Ascomycota; Sordariomycetes; Hypocreales; Ophiocordycipitaceae. The record is from RefSeq and is a predicted model, not a curated record.